This is a messenger RNA of Boleophthalmus pectinirostris (great blue-spotted mudskipper), 7968 nucleotides long. It is a transcript of the gene dcp1a, whose product is annotated as decapping mRNA 1A. The transcript is spliced from 9 exons. The coding region runs from base 60 to 1535 and encodes 491 amino acids. Gene Ontology annotation, molecular function: mRNA binding; enzyme activator activity. The record is from RefSeq and is a predicted model, not a curated record. NCBI's taxonomy places the organism in Eukaryota, Metazoa, Chordata, Actinopteri, Gobiiformes, Gobiidae. Gene Ontology annotation, biological process: positive regulation of catalytic activity; deadenylation-dependent decapping of nuclear-transcribed mRNA; deadenylation-independent decapping of nuclear-transcribed mRNA. Gene Ontology annotation, cellular component: P-body.
AGAGUCACACAGAAAACCUUCCGUGCGGGAGCAGCAAACACGGCGCAGACUCGGGCACGAUGGAGAGCGCAAACGCGGGACAUCUGAUGAGUUUAGCGGCUCUGCAGAGACAAGACCCGUACAUCAACAAGCUGCUCGACGUCACCGGACAAGUGGCACUUUAUAAUUUUAACGCGAAAGCAAAUGAAUGGGAGAAGACUGAAAUUGAAGGCACCUUAUUUGUUUAUUCAAGGUCUGCCUCUCCUCACCAUGGCUUCACCAUCAUGAACAGACUCAGCACCGAGAACCUGGUGGAGCCAAUCAACAAAGACUUGGAAUUCCAGCUUCAAGAUCCUUUUCUGCUCUACAGAAAUGGCAACUUGGGAAUCUACAGUAUCUGGUUUUAUGACAAAAGGGACUGUCAGCGCAUCGCCCAGCUCAUGGUGAAGAUUGUGAAGCAGGAGGCGGAGCUUGCCCAGAGACCGUCCCCUGAGAGAGUGGACCCAGCCAGGACCAAUGGGGUCCCGGAACCGCGCUCCAUCGACAUCCUGGAGCUGCUCAGCAAAGCCAAGGAGGAGUACCAGAGGGCUCAGGCCGGAGAUACAGAUGUGCCCACCUCUGCAGAGCCCACAGUGAGAGCCUUGGUGCCCCCCACAGAGCGCGCCCACUCCACCCCGCAGCCGGACAAGCCAUCUCAUAUCGUGAAGCAGAUUACCGUAGAGGAGCUGUUUGGUUCCUCGCUCCCCAAAGACCCCUCCCUGCCCACGAUGCCCACCUCCAACCCUCCUCUGCCCCCCGCCGCCUCCGCCCCUGACCCCUCCAGCGCGUACCUCCAGCCCCAGGCCUACCCCGCUCCAGCCAACCCCCACCUCCAACCUCCGAGACCCCAGCAGCCCACCGCCGUCCUCCCCUCCUCCUUCACCCUCCACCCCAGUCCUGUGUUCCAGCCCCUGAGCCCUCGACCGGACCCCCACCUCCCGGCCUCUCCGCUGGGUCCUCGUCAGCCUCCGCCUGCCCCUCCGCAGCCCCAGCCUCCGGGGGCGUUUCUGGGGCAGGAAAUUCUCAACUCGCUCAAACCGGCAGUGAACACAGAAGUACACAAACCCAUCCUCGCUCCCAACUUCCUGCCCAGCACUUUAGUCCCGCCCCACAGCUUCCAGGAGCCAGUGGGGAAGCCUCUGCUGCCACACAACGAGACGCCCGCUCUGGUCAAACCUCUGUCGGCUGUGUCCAUGAGUCCCAGUCUGAGUGCAGCCGAAGCGUCUCUGCUCCUGUCCCCCAGCGUCUUUCAACAAUCCAUCGGCAAGCCCCCCCCUGCCGCCGUGGUCCCCCCCGUCCACGUCCACCCCAAUGUCCUCCCCAGUGUCCCUGCUGUCCUCCCUCCUGUCCACGGCGAGCCUUCGUCCACCGGAGACGCUCAGCCCAGCCUCUGCACCAAAGCACAGCUACAGGACACUCUGGUGCAUCUGAUAAAGAAUGAUCCAGACUUCCUCGGUGCGAUCCACAACGCCUAUCUGCAGACCCUCUCCAAAGAUCUGAACAACAUGAAGCUGUAGCAGACCCCACGCCAGGAUCUGAGAGGCUCUGUCUGUCAUCACCAUCAUGUCCCACUCGCUCUGGGCUCUCCCGCUCCCUCUGUCCGAACGAAAAACUUCUACACACGUUUAGUUGUAUCAUUUUAAAACCUUGAACUUGAACUUUUUGCACUUGAGGAUUUUGUGUAUGAUUUGGGAAAGACUACUAGCUCUUCAAAGAGGAGCUCCUUUUGGCCGAGGCUGCUGUCUUGUGUUUUUAAAUAAAGAAGAGGUGAUAUAAACGUGACUUUUGUUUCUCAGAGACGACAAACGCAAAGGUGCACUGCGUAACGUUUUGGUUAGGGGUCCGUCACCUGCUUGUUUCUAUGGAUAUGUCACUGCUCGGCUUAGAAUGUGCCACAGUAUGACAUUAAACAACUCUAUUUUACAUUUAUUAAAUUACUUACAGGUGGUUUUAUAGCUCAAAAAUACAUAGAAAAACAAACAGAAAUUCUGACCUGUAACUUGGUCUGGUUUGAUCUCCAUGAUGAUAGAAAGGUUUAAUAUCAUAUAAGAGCAUUUAAUGAACCCUCCACCAGAAAAGUUACACAGUGCACCUUUAAAGUCUUGCAGCUAUUGCCCUGAACUGCAGCAGCACAUUUUGGACAAGGAUUAUGCACAGAUUCUUUCUUAAAAUAUUGACUUUUUUGCUUUUCCACUCUCAAAAUCCCAUCGUUUGCGGUCUGUACCUGACUCUGCUGGAGGAGAUCGUACAAGUGUGACAUUAAACAGCUCUACCUUACAUCUAUUCAAUACAUGCAUCACGAAUUUUGGACUUCCGGCAAUGCAUACUUGAAAGGAUUCUCAGAAAAAGUGAGCAUCAAACCGCCAUGUUUGUUUUCCCAGUCGGAUGUGUUUAUUGACAAAGUCGACCUUUUCUAGUCUUUUGAACCAUAUCGCCUUUGUUUCUGGUUCUGAUAUUGUCAUAUUUUAGUUUGGGGAUUCAGACAUCGAAAUUGUGUGGUUCUUGGAUCCUAACAGCAGGAAAACGGCUCGAGAAAUGGACUUAGCAACCAACGGAAUUGAAAAAUAGUGAAAGGUGAAGGCGAUGGGCAGGAUUGUUCUACCAAAAAGGAAACCUUUGAUUGCAGCUAACAUUUUGUAUGUGGAGCGCCAUCAAAGCAAAGUCCUGAUCCCUUGCUCAACCUUAGUUACAAAUUUAAAAAGUCAACGCCAAAGCAGAAGGCACCAGCUGUUCACCAAGAAACACCUUCCACUGCAAAGAGACCAAGACGUUGCUGUAAAGUUAAACAAGAACAAGAAAGUGCAGCUCAGUCUGUUUGUCUUCUGUACCUCUCGCUUAACAAACAGGAUCCCAAUUUGUUGGCACCCCACAUACAAAAUGUUCGCUGCAAACUUGGGAUGAUUUAGUCAGUCAAAGGUUUCCUUUUUUGUCCUUCCUGUGAAUCAAUCCUGCCCAUCGCCUUCGCCUUUCACUAUUUUUCAAUUCCAUUGGGAAGGGAAACAGUUUGAACGGAGGUUUGCAGUCACACACAUCUGAAUCCUUUUGCAUUUAUGGAGUUCGCAAACUUCCAAAGCUGUUUUCCGCUGUUAGGACAUCCAACAACCACACAUUAAAAUAUGACUAUCAGAACCAGAAACAAAAACGAUAUGCUUCAAAAGACUAGAAAAGAUCAAAUUUGUCAAUAGACGCAUCCCACUGGGAAAACAAUCAUGGCGGUUUGAUGCUCACUUUUUCAGAGAAUCCUUCCCCGUAUGCACUGCGCAAUGACCAGAAGUCCGAAAUUUGUGAUGCAUGUAUUACAGGUGGUUUUAUAACUCAAAAAUAUCAAGAAAAAAUGCAUUCUGACUGUGCCUCUCCUCAGAUCUGACCUGUAACUUGGUCUGGUUUGGUCUCCAUGAAGAUAGAAAGGUUUAAUACCGUACUAUCAAACAAUCCAAACAAAGCAAUAACAUCUCCAAGGAGAAAACCAUUUGAAAGACCCUCCACCGGAAAAGUUACACAAUGCAGCUUUAAGUCUCUCUACGCGCUUCAGUUCUGUUCAGAGGGUGAAGAUUUGAGUUUAAACUUUCAAAACAAAGCCUGUGUAGAAAUCAUCUAAUUAAUGAAUGUUGCAAAAUGCUCUACUCCAAAAAUGAUAAAGCACAAUUCGUUGUAGUGAAAAAGAAUGUUUUAAACUUUUAAACUUUACAAACUGAAGACUUAAGAAAUGAACACAGUCUGGUUAAGGUUAAAUUUGACCCGGACCGAGAAUACUCUCAUAGUAAGUGUCAAUACCAAAUUUUGAACAACAUAUCUAUUUAGAAUGUCUAAAUCAACUAUCCCACACUAAUAAAUACAUGUAAUAUUUAAACAUUAUGUUUAAAAGAGCAGGAAGAGCAUAUUUUUCAUAUUUUCUUGUUCUUCUUUUGCUUGUAUAAGACAAUUGUGGUGUCCUAAGUGAAAACAAACUUAGAAGGAAAGACCUUUCCCCCCUGGCAGAGGAGAAAAAUCUGUUCUGGUCAGAAUCCUGGUGGACACUUCCUUAUAUCUGUCUGCAGGGAGGAGCUAACUAUAGUGAAACUACUCUGAAACUAACACAUCUACUUGUUUACAGUUUUUGUUCAUUAGAUAGGCCUAUUGACCUGUAAUGAGUGUGGGGUCUAAUUAGUAUAACCUUUCAGGGCCUUCUGUAAACAGAAAUGGAGGCCUCCGACACCAUCUCUCCUAUUUACAUUUAUUUUAAUUACAGAAAUACACAAAUUUUACCGACAGAGCUAAAAUCACUGACCCACCGUGCCCAUCUCUCAUGAACUGGCAACGUGCUCUCGGCACCAGAGGAACUUAUCACUACCGGUCAUCACAACAGAGCGCUACUCAACCAAAAUACAUUAGUCCAAUAAAUGUAAUGACAAGUGGAAUCAAAUACCAUGUAAUCACUGUUACACUCAAACCUAAAUCAAAACAAACAAGAAAACAAUAGGUGUUGCAAGGUCUGGUCAAGAGGUGUGGGAGCUCCAUUAUGGCCCUGAAAGGUUAUACUAAUUAGACCACCCACUCAUUACAAGUAAAUAGGCCGAGCUAACUAACAGAAACCGUAAACAAGUGUGUGUGUUAGUUUCAGAGUAGUUAUUUAGCUCCUCCCUGCAGACAGAUAUAACGAAGUGUCCACCAGUGUCUGACCAGAACUGAAGAAGCAGCUGCAAAACUUAUUCAACCAAACAAACUUUUCUUCAGUCGACAAACAGAUUUUUCUCCUCUGCCAUGGAUUCUAUUUGGACGACUGAGGGAUUUUUCACACUCUCUGCCCCUUGAUUGACUUCUGUCCCUUAUCUGCUCCAUAUACAGGAUGAUCGCUUCUUUCACUGUUUUGAGAUUCCCCCAUGACCCUUCAAAAACCAACAGGGGUCUAAUUCUGGGAACAAAACAGAGAACUCUUGACCUCAAACAUGGUCUGUACAGUUUCACAGUUUUAAGAUUCCCUAAAACUUCAAUUUUCCUUCAUUUGAUCCGCACUGAUAGAGCUAAAAUCCAUCUUGGACCCAAACCAACCUCAGUGUCCAAAAAUUUGUAGCACCUGUACAAAACUAUAACAUCUCUGUGCAUUUUGGCAAAAUUUAGGAAAAGUCACCAAAUUUCAGGAUUAAAGAAUGAUGCUUAGAUUACUUUUACUACUCUUAAAUGUCAAAACGGGUCAAAUUUGUCACGCCUAUUAUGUAAGGGUUAAUACAGAUAUGAGCUACGUAAAGACAAAUAAAUAAAAAAUAAUGUCUCUGUUUAAAGCUGCAUUAUGUAACUUCUAAAGUGGAGGGUCCACUACUUGCUUGUUUCCAUGGAGAUGUUAUUUCUUUUCUUUUUUCUUUUUUUUUUUCAUUGAGAAGUCAGUUUAUUUCAGUUUGUGGAUUUUGAACCUAGACAGAAUUUUUUAUUUUUUUUUAAAUUAAAGACAAUAUAACAUUUAACUAAAUACAAUAAUUAACAUAAAAACAAAACACAAUAAUAUAAAACAAUAUCCACAACAAAUAAAAAACAACAAAACUGCCCAAACACAGACACAAAUUCAAUUAAAUAAAAUAAAAAAUGAUGUGUUAGUGCAGCACACUUUUAACACUGCUAGGCCCACUUAUAUUUAUAUUUUGGCCAAUUUUUAAUUUAAUUUCUCUCUUUUUUUUCCACAUUUCUUAAUAAACAUUUGUGCAACUAGUAUUAUUUUCACCAUCAAUAUUUCCUUUCAUCAUGGUUUACUUUUUACUACAAUCUUAAAACAUAAAUUUAAAGGCAUUUUCUUUUUUUCUGUUCGAUAUUAUUUCUUUGUAAUGUUCCCCAUUAAGGCAUUAAAGAUAUCUUAAUUGCUUUUGUUCAAUUACAGGUGUUUUAUGGCUCAAAAAUACCUUAAAAAACAUGAAUUCUUACAUGUGCAGACUCGCUUCUCCAUAAAUCUGAUCUGAUCUGACUAUUAACCUGUCUCCAGUGUGAUUACCAAGUUUAUUUAUAUACUAUGAAAUAAUUAAGGCAAAAUUGUCAGGGUGAGAAACAGGAGUUGGACACACCCACCAGAAAAGUUACACUCUACCUGUUUUCCAAGUUUAUUGCAGUAAAAACUACUGCAGGGAUCAUGACUGUUGCUUCUUAAAUGUUUGUUAAACUAUUUUCGACUAAAGGUUUGUUUACAACAGGUACAAAACCACACAGGAGUUUAAUAUUCAUAUUCACACUACAGCUGUGUUCCUCCCGUAGACUGUUUAUAUAAAUGGACAAUAGGAAGUGAGCGUGGGCGCGCUUCAGACUCCAUCGACUCUGGCUCCAAUUCAAUUUACAUUGAAAAAUCGUCAUCCCUCUCUCUGUAACUGCUGCUGUUACAGAUUCAGAUUCAAUCAAGACACAGAGAUCUUCAACUGAUGCUAAUAUUUUACUGAUUUAAGCCACAUUAACUACACGGGAAAGAAAAACAAAGACACAAAUAAACUAAAAUAUUGUAACAUAAAUGGUGGCUAAACUAAAAUUGUCCACAUUUACUUAUAUGUAUAAACAGCUACAGACAACUACUUCGCUCCGCUCUCUGAAAGCUGCAAGUGUUAAAAGGAACAAUUUGGAAUUUUGGACAUAGGGUCUCAUUUCCUUGUGAGCCAGAGUGUUGGAGACGUGUGGAGACACUUACACCAGACUGUCAAAGUGAAUUAGCCCGGCUGGCGCCACCUAGUGGCUCCGCUCAAUUUCAUUUCUCUCCAGCGACUAGGUCAGGAAUCAGAAUACACUAGACGGUUCGCAAAAACCCCGGAAGUGUGAGUUCGGCAACAUACAUUCUGUGUUGGCAACGCUUCCCAAGAUCGAGGAUUUAAAGCCAUAACAAAAAAAGAGAAUGUUUGGUGUAUUUUAUCAAGGGGAAAGACGUUAUUGCCCUUCUUCCUACGGGAUUUGGGAAAAGCUUAAUAUAGAGGUUUUAUUUUGUUUCACUUCAUAGAAACCGUCUGACGUCGCAGCCUUAGAUUUCGUUUGCUUGACGGUAGGCAGGUGCUUUAUAUCAUUUAACCAAUCGCUGCUGGUCUUCGCUGAUUGACUGGUGCCUGAACUCUCACUUCCAGGGUUUUUGUGAAUCAUCGAGUCUAGUGUAUUCUGAUUCCUGACCUACUCACUGGAGAGAAAUUAAAUGGAGAGGAGGCACUAGGUGGUCCCAGCCUGGCUAGCAGUUAUCCCCAUUAGCGGCACAUUGCAUACAUCACGACCAAAUAGCAGCGAUUGGUUCAGUUUAAAAAAGUACCGGCCUACCGUCGAGCGAAUGAAAUCUAACACUGCAAGGUCAGGCAGGUUUCACUUUGUGGAAACUGAAUCAGGCUAGAUGUAAAUGUCUGUGUCAAUAGAAUAAUUUUAGAAGUAAAACCAACCUUGCAUUUGAAGGAUUUAUGUCUGAGCAUCAGCAGCGAGUUGUACUUCCUGAUAGAGCACUGAUAUAUGAGAAAAUAGUCCCUCAACAUGCGACGAUUCAUGCGAUACAAGGUUAAUUUUAUUUCAAACAUUAUUCUAUCAACACAGAUAUUCACAUCGACAGUCUGGUGUAAUAAUUAGAUUUUCUUCGGGUGUUUUGUGGAGUGGGUCAGACUGUUUUUAGUGGCAGAAUAACUAUGGCCUUUGACAUUGUAAUUCCUAAUAUGGAACUGGCUCCAAAUUCUUUCCUAUAACUGCUGUCCUUGUGAGCUUCAUUUGACUCGCUUAGUCCACUUCUUUAUACAGUCUGUGGUUUGCUAAAUAAACCUUAUUCAAAGUCUUGUGGUGAUGAUUCAUAGUUUGAUUUAAGCAUAAAACAUUUUAAGUCAAAGUAAAGUCAAAUUGUACAUGAGAUUAUCUGACCGGAUGCUCUUCUGAAUGUCUGUGGAUGUACCUGUUUUUGUGUGUUUACAUCUGUUUUGUGUUUAGAUUUGUACCUUUUGGGCUCUUAAUUCUCCAACAUGACUCAAGUGUGUUGGAGAAUGCUUUAAC